Messenger RNA from Racocetra fulgida, 966 nucleotides. The record is from the annotation of a GenBank genome assembly. NCBI's taxonomy places the organism in Eukaryota, Fungi, Glomeromycota, Glomeromycetes, Diversisporales, Gigasporaceae.
AUGAACCACGACCCAUAUACUGGUAAGUUGCAACAUCCCGAGUAUCGCAAUACUCCAUUAGUCUCCCCAAUUCCUCGUCCUACACUUGAAACAUGUCCUCCUUUACAAUCCCAGCAACAUCAAAGAUCAGCUCAAUACCAACAAAGUUAUUAUGGCCAUAAUAGUUAUCAUUCAACACCUCAUAUUUCUUCUACUCAUUCUAUGCAUACGAGUACUCCUCCAAAUGACCUUUCAAAUCAGCAACUAUUAACUCCGGUUGAGAUUCAAAAACAAAAUGCCAAUUUUUUGUCUUGCCAAAUUCCUUAUGAAGAAGGAAAAUCUAUUAAUGGCUUAAAAAUUGUAAAAGCCCUUAAAAAUAUCCCACACGAACGAUUUACAGCUGCCCGUGGAAAAUCCAAUCCUUAUGAAAAAGUUGGCCACUCGAUUUUCAUGAAUCGAUCCGCUUCUAAAUUGGCAUGUUUGGAUGCAUUGGUCAAUUUUACCGGUGUAAAAAGAUACGAUCCAGUAAAAGAUCUGGUUUACGGUUGGGGCAUUACUUUGACUGGUGAUCAAAAUUAUGAUUUAAAUAGAUUCAUAGCGGAUGCUAAGGUUCGCGAAUGUUUUAAACCUUCUUAUGGUGCGGAUGGUACAGGUAAUCUUUAUAAGGAAGAAAAUAUUCGACAUUUUGCAAAUGAGGUGAUGAUGGGGACUAAAAAUGAAGGUGCUGACUUGGUUACUGCUGAUGGGCGCAAUCCUCAAAUUGUUAGCUUUCUCCUAGAUGUUAACAAGAAGUUUAAUGAAAUAAAAUUGUCCUCCCCUGAAGGGCAAAAAGACGUUAAUGAAGUUGUAGAAUUUAAUGAAAUGAAUCAAGACGAAGAUUUUAUCGACUAUUUAAAAAUGAGCAAUAUGAAAAUUGCAAUUAAACAAACUGAGGCACUUGAAGAACUGCUAAAAUAUAUUUCAAACCCGUAUCCUUUUAUUUUUUGA